Belonocnema kinseyi is the source of this 441-nucleotide messenger RNA. RefSeq names its product histone H1B-like. The record is from RefSeq and is a predicted model, not a curated record. Bases 1 to 441 code for a protein of 146 amino acids. Lineage: Eukaryota; Metazoa; Arthropoda; Insecta; Hymenoptera; Cynipidae. Gene Ontology annotation, molecular function: nucleosomal DNA binding; structural constituent of chromatin; double-stranded DNA binding. Gene Ontology annotation, cellular component: nucleosome; nucleus. Gene Ontology annotation, biological process: chromosome condensation; nucleosome assembly; negative regulation of DNA recombination. The transcript has a single exon.
AUGGCCGACAGCCAACCCUCGACAUCAAAAUUUACACAUCCAUCUACUUCAAAAAUGGUGGAGACUGCAAUCUUGGAAAUGAAGGAACGAAAAGGAUCUUCAGUUCAGGCAAUCAAAAAAUACAUUGCCACACAUUUUGAUGUGGACAUUGAUGUAAUCUACCCAAGAAUAAAAAAGUACCUCAAAAAAGCGGUAGAGGAAGGAAUUCUAGUUCAAGUGACUGGCAUUGGAGCUUCAGGAUCUUUUAAAUUUUCGAAGCACAGAAAGGACGAAAUAAAAAAGGAAGAGAAAGCCGAGACUGCAAAGCUCGAAAAAAAAACAGAGGACUUUAAAGACCAGCUUAAGAAGAAGAAAGUGACUCAGAAAAAGAAGGCGACGGAAAAGAAGAAGCCGGUGGAAAAAAAGAAGACUAUGCCCAAGGUCAAGGCCAUCAAAGCAUGA